Molecule: messenger RNA, 4842 nt
Organism: Salvia miltiorrhiza (redroot sage)
Lineage: Eukaryota; Viridiplantae; Streptophyta; Magnoliopsida; Lamiales; Lamiaceae
Exons: 3
Coding region: 1-4842 (1613 amino acids)
Biological process (GO): pentose-phosphate shunt, non-oxidative branch
Molecular function (GO): nucleic acid binding; ribose-5-phosphate isomerase activity; RNA-DNA hybrid ribonuclease activity
Source: RefSeq, a predicted model, not a curated record
AUGAAUUUCAUGGUUUGGAACGUCCGCGGCCUCACGGACGAAUCUAAACUUAUUUUAAAGGAGCACUGUCGCACCUUCUCGCCUUUAAUUUUGGGUAUUAUUGAGCCUAAAGUUGCGUUUAACAGAACUUUCAACAGAUACUGGAAGUCGCUCAAUCUCAUCCCUUGUUUUCAGAAUUCGAGAUUGAAUAUGUGUUCUAACAUUUGGAUUUUUUCACAACCUGACGUUAGUACUGACGUGAUUUUUGCCUCUGAUCAGGUUGUUAUUGUGGAUUGUGUGUGGAAAACACGUGAUUUUAGGGUUGCUUGUGUGCAUGGGGCGUCGACGCAUGUGGAUAGACGCAAGCUGUGGAUUGAUAUUCUCACUUUUGCUACCAAUAAGUAUGUGGUUUUGGGGGACUUUAACGCUGUGAAAGGUGCACAUGAGAGGAGCAGCAUUUGCCGUCCCAAUGCUGCUUCUUGUGGGGAAUUCUGUGCUUUUAUUGAUACUCUCGGGUGCAUUGAGUCUCCUACGGUCGGUUUGAAGUAUACGUGGUUGGGAAGAAGGUUCAUGCCGUCGCAUGUGGAGUCGACGCUUGACAGAGUUUUCUUUUCGGAUAGUUUUGCUGAGGAGUGGCAUACUAUUUUUACGCAGGUUUUGCCUAGAGUCACCUCCGACCACUCGCCGAUUAUCUUAGUUUGUCAUUCGGCUCCCCUUUCUGGUCGAAGGUUCUUCAGGUUUCUGGACAUGUGGACUUUACAUCCGGACUUCCUCGAGAUGGUUAAGCGGUCUUGGGCGAGUGAUUUGAUUAACACCUGCCCUAUUUUCACGGUCAUGGCUAAGUUGAAAAGGUUGAGAAAAGAUUUACGGCUUUGGAACAAGAAUACUUUUGGGCACGUGGACAAGCUCCUUAUGGAAAGGCAGCAAGAGCUGCUGGAGAUACAGGAGCGUAUCGCUUCUGAGGGUUACACCGAGGAUUUGUUCGAUAAGGAGGUGAGAGCACAAGCCAGCAUCAAUACUUCCCUUUCUUGUCUGUUGCAGCAGAAGAGCAGAGUGAAGUGGUUACAUGAUGGAGAUUGUAAUACUACUUUCUUUCACAACAUGCUCAGGUUUAAAAGGAAGCCUCACUUUAUUUCGCAGCUGCAGAUUGAUGGAGCGGCUUGUGUUGAUCAAGCUGAUAUUAGCAGACAUAUUGUGGGUUAUUUCUCGUCCCUUUUUACUGAAGAUAGGCAAGCGCAGGCUUCUAUUGUUGAUGUCGAGGCGGUAUUGGAUCAUAUCAUCACGGAUCAGGAUAAUGAGAUGUUGUCUCGAAUUCCGAAUGAAGAGGAGAUUACGGUUGCGGUGUUUCAGUUGGAUUCUCACAGCUCUCCCGGUCCUGAUGGUUUCUCUGGCAGAUUUUUCCAUGCUUGUUGGGAUAUUAUUAAGGUGGAUGUUUGGAAAGCUGUAGCCACCUUUUUCACUCGUUCUUAUCUCCCGAAUGGGUGUAACUCGAAUACUCUUAUCCUCAUCCCAAAGAAUGAGUCGGUUUCCACUGUGGCGGAUCUUAGGCCCAUUAUUCUCUCGAAUUUUCUCUUCAAAAUUAUUUCGAAUGUCUUAGCGGUGAGACUAAAUUCGGUGGCGGAGCACUCGAUUUCUAGUAAUCAAUUUGGUUUCAUUAGCGGGAGAUCUAUUCAUGAUUGUAUCAUGCUUGGCUCUGAGGGGAUAAAUUGUUUAAAUCGCUCUUGCGGUGGGCAGAAUAUGGCGUGUAAAGUGGAUAUCACCAAGGCUUUUGAUACGCUGCGUUGGGAUUUUUUAAUCAAUGUUCUCACGGUUUGUGGUUAUAAUCAGCGUUUCAUUGGUUGGAUUGAGAUCAUUCUCAAGUCGGCUCGUCUCUCCAUCCUGUACAACGGGGAGCUCUGUGGCUACUUUGGGUGCUCUAGAGGGGUCAGGCAAGGUGAUCCGCUAUCGCCCAUUCUUUUUGGCAUCGCUGAGGAUGCUCUCAGCGCGCUGUUUAUUAACUGUCAGAGAUCUGGCCAUCUUGUGCUGAUGCAGUUUAACAGGGGCGUUUCUUUCCCGACGCAUUUGUUUUAUGCGGAUGACAUUCUAAUUUUCUGCAAAGCUACGAAGACGAAUGCCAAGACUCUUCACAAAAUCUUGGAGUACUAUGGUAACAUGUCGGGGCAGACUUUCAGCCCAAUGAAGUCCCACAUAUACUUCUCGGACAAAGUAAUGGCGAAUACUAAGAGGCAGGUGUCGCGCCAUCUGCCCCUUGCUACGGGCUCCCUGCCUUUCACGUAUCUGGGGGUUCCUAUUUUUCGUGGUAAGCCGAAAGCGUCUCAUUUGCGUUCUAUUCAUGACCGUAUUAUCAACAAGUUCGGUCACUGGAAAGGUAUCCAGCUGUCUAUGGCGGGUAGAUUGUGUUUAAUCAAGUCGGUUAUUAGUAGCUCUCUUACUCAUUCUAUGCUGGUGUAUCGUUGGCCUCAUGAUUUAUUGAAAAGCCUUGACUCGAGCUGCAGAAAUUUCCUUUGGAAUGGGGAUAUCCGGAAAAAGCCGGUGUGUUCUGUUAGUUGGGACCGUGUCUGUUCUAUAAAGUCGGAAGGUGGUCUGGGCGUGAGAUCGUUCAAAACGAUGAACAAGUGUUUCCUUAUGAAAAUGGCUUGGAAGGUGAUUGAGGGGAACAGUUUUGGUUAUGAUAUUUUGAAGCAACGUUACUUGACUCCACAUUGCUCGAUUAAAAGCGUGACUGCGUCAUCUGUUUGGCUUGGGCUCAGGGGUCAGAUCGGGGAGCUGGUUGCUGAUUCUUAUAGCUAUAUUGGCAAUGGAAUGGAGACUCUCUUUUGGAUGGACGAUUGGCUCGGGUAUCGGCUUGUGGACAAGUGCGGGGUUCCUUGUUUCUUGAGAGAUAAUCUUGAUCAUACUGUUGCGGAUUACUUCUUUGAUGGGAUUUGGCAUUUUACUCCAGAAUUUGUCAACACCUUCCCUCAAAUUGUGUGCGAUAUUCUUCUUGUUCCUAUGGGUGAUUCGGAUACGAGAUUCUGGAAGCCUUCUCUGGAGGGAAAAGUCACGUCGGCUUUAGCUUUUGCACAUCAUGGGCAGAAGUUUCCGCAGGUUUCCUGGGGUUCUUGGAUUUGGGAACCUUUUAUUCCUGUUCGCCGCUCGUUGGUUUGCUGGCGCCUUCUUCAUGAUAGAAUGCCUACCUAUGACCGUCUGAUCAGAAAUGGGCUUGUUACUCCCAAUUGGUGCCCGAUUUGUAGGAGCAAUGAGGAGACCGUGGAUCACACCUUUUGGAACUAUGCACCUGUUCGAAAAGUGUGGGAGGUUUUCUUAACCUGGUUUAACUUCCCGCAAGGUCUUUAUGAACUGGACAUCAAAAGUUUUCUGGUGACUGCGUGGAAUAGGAAGUCUAGUUCUCAGGUGCAGAAGUUCUGGAAGGCUGGUAUCAUUACGAUUAUUUGGGCGGUUUGGACGCAGCGUAACAGUUGUAUCUUUGAUGACAAGCAAUUCUCUUAUAGACAUGUUUUGCAUUUGGCUAAAGUUGCUUUCGUCGAGAUGGAGCAGAAUUUCAAGCAUUUGGGUCAUAUGAAUAAUGAGUGGUCGGAUUAUGUGAUUCUGCGUGAGAUAGGUGUGAAGGGUCGAACUGCGCCACCUCCAAAGCUCAUCUCGGUGAGCUGGUGGCCUCCCUCCACUGCUUGGAUGAAGGUCAAUACCGACGGGUCGGCUCUGGGGGCGCCAGGGGCUAUUGGUGUUGGAGGCAUUUUCAGAGAUAACUGGGGUUGGGUUAGAGGCUGUUUUCACUAUAAGCAGGGCACUGGCUAUGCGUUUGAGGCUGAGCUAAUGGCGGUGAUCAUUGCUAUUAGGAUUGCUCAUGCGAGAGGCUGGCUUCGUCUUUGGAUGGAAGCUGAUUCGACUUAUGUUGUGAGUCUUCUUCAAGAAAGAUCAAAUAAGUACGUAUGGAUAUGUGUUCUCACUCGCAUGUUCGAGUUGCGUGAUUUGCUGAGGCGUGUUGCUUCUCUCGAGUCUUGGUUGCACAAGUGGUGGAGUGCUACUGUUGAGAGGAGCUGUCUUCGGGGCGAUCUCAGGGAGGAGACGACGACUAUUGUGGCGGCUGAUCAGGUUGGGCUUGAGGAGCGCUUCUUGACGAAGCUGCAGGCGGGGGCUGCUCUCGUUCAUCGCAGGGUGGUGGCGGAUGUUUCGGGUUGGAGGUUUGCGGCGGUGUGGGUGAGGAUGGAGGAUGUUACUUCGGGUGGGGUUGUUUGGGGCGACACACAACUUUUUUUCAAGCUUUGGGUGAGCUCAGGCUUGGGGUUGUGGGGUGCGUACUCUGUUGGUUGCAAGGCGCCGGGUGGCUCUGGCUUGUGCCCGUCGGCCUUGAAUUUCUUUGUCACCAACUGGACCGUCAUCGUGGAGUUGGUGAUGGGUUUUUUAGCCCGUCGUAGUUGGACGUCGUUUGUCGCUUUGUUUGAUAGUGUUGGGGUUGUUUCGGUUUUUGUUUGGGAUGGCGGAAGGGUCCGAAACUUCUUAGGGGCAAUGGUUAGGUCGGAGCUCCUGAAGUCGUUUCACCUUUCGUUGCCUGUUUUGUUUGUGUCUUUUUCGCUGGUUGUUCGUAGACGGCUGAGGACCGGCGAUGGAGGGGAGGCGUACAUUAGCGACAACGGCAACUACAUAAUUGAUCUAUAUUUUGAGAGGGAGAUUGAGGAUUUGAACGAGGCGAGCGAUGGGAUAUCGAGGCUGCAGCUGCCGUGGAUAGUGGAGCACGGGAUGUUCAUCGUGCUGGCGAGCUCGGUGAUGGUCGCCGGCAGUAAUGGCGUGACGGUGAAGACGAAGAAGAAGGGGGUCGAUUCUUUCAGUUACAGUGAUUUGUGGAAUGGGUUUUGGGAUUCUUAA